AUGCUCCACCUCCACCUCUGUUGGGACGUCGAGGACCUGUGCUUCGACCUCAUCGACCACCACCCACUUGGCAUCGCGGUCGAGCUCGUGAUCGCCGUGUACUCUUUCGUCGGCAUCGCCGCGACCGCUGACGGCCCGCUGGCACAGAGCCUCGAGACUCUGUGCCAGCGAUGGCGCGUGCCUGAGGAUGUGGCGGGUGCAUCCUUCAUGGCGUUCGGCGGGUCGGCGCCCGAGAUCAUCGUCGCGGCGGUGUCCACGAUGAAGGCCUCCGUGGCGAUGCAAGGCCACCACCGGACGGCGCUCGACGCCGAGGCGCACUCAGCCUAUGCGACGAGCCUCGGCAUCUCCUCUGUGGUUGGCUCCGGCAUGCUCGCCUUCACGCUGAUCCCGGGCCUCUGCGCGCUCGUCGUGCCGCGCACCCUGCGCCUCAAGCGCAGGCCCGUCGUGCGGGACGCCGCCGGCUACCUGCUCUCGCUCGCGCUGCUCCACCGCUGCGUCCUGCGCGGGCACGCCUCGUUUGGCGCGGCGCUGCAGAUGCUGGUGCUGUACGGAGGCUACCUGGCG
This is a messenger RNA of Emiliania huxleyi CCMP1516, 564 nucleotides long. RefSeq lists its product as hypothetical. Gene Ontology annotation, molecular function: calcium channel activity; calcium, potassium:sodium antiporter activity. The transcript has a single exon. Gene Ontology annotation, biological process: intracellular calcium ion homeostasis; calcium ion transmembrane transport. The annotation marks the transcript as partial. Lineage: Eukaryota; Haptophyta; Isochrysidales; Noelaerhabdaceae. Gene Ontology annotation, cellular component: membrane. The record is from RefSeq and is a predicted model, not a curated record.